GCGUGGAAUGCUUUCUUGGCUAUUUUUCGACCUUAUAACAUUAACUACAAAAGUGGUUGAAACGCUUCAACGCCCCUUACACUGAGCGAUCGACUUUUGUUGCCAGCGUUGUUUCUCUCCAAAGGAAGGAAGGUAGGAUAGAAUAAUUUACGAUUAUUUAUAAGUAUUUCCUGAAGCAGGUGCUCCUUUCUUUCACCAUUUAGACAGUUAUUGUCUUAAGCGAUACAAGCAGGUUAUUUAGUUUUUACCCGUAAACACAGGUGUACAAAGCCCUAGAACUCUGCGGGCCGGGUAUUUAAACGACGUGUAACUAUGAUUGCGGUUUAAGGCAGCAGAGGGUCUUCUAGUCUGUUUGCAAUUUGGUAUUUAUGGAUUAUUGUUUUCCAUUCUGCGCUGUUUUCAGUAAUGUUCAGAUUUUACAUUUGGCCUUUAGACAAAACGCGGCUGUGUUAAACAACGGCCCAGCGUGUCCAUGCCUUGUCUCGUACGUACAGUUUUCCAAAUGAAAGGGGCAACCUAUCCCUGGUAUAAUAAAUUAUCUCGACGUUUAAUGCCUGGAACUGAAUGCUUUUUGCACUCUUGCUUUGGUCAGGGCGUGGUUAAAAUUGUCUGGUUGUGUACAUAAAAUUGUAAAUAUAAAAGGAAACUGAGAUCAGGAAUUCAGAGACAUCGUUUUGUUUCACGUAACUUGACUGCUAACCCUUAAAAACUGAAAGGUGAUUUACAAUUAAAUCAAAUUUAGAUUGUAAAUGGCUCUAGUUGAUCUGUGACUCCUAUUAUGUACCAUUCGCCCCAUGUUAGGGAAUCCGGAUUCCGAAAUCAGAAAAAGUUUUGUUUGUGGAAUUCGGAAUCCAGAAAAAUUUUCCUUUUGAAAUCCAGCCGGAAUCCUGGGCUUUGGAAUCCAAAAAAUAGCUCAAGAAAACCAGAAUCUCAAUAACGAUCGGAAUUCAGAAUCCAAUUCCACUGACAAAGACUGGACUCCCUGGAAUCCGGAGCAAUCCGCGGCGUGGAUUGCAGAAUUCAAAACUGUCUUGGAUUUCCUUAUACGGGGCAAACCACUGAUUACUCACUUUUCUUUGUUUAGUGUGAUAAGCAAUUUUUUGUUCAAAAUGUUCGUUACGAGUCAUGAUCUCUGCUCGUAGCUUUUUUUUUUCGAUUUGUGCUAAUACCAGUGAUUUAACCAAUUAGGUCUGAAUUCAGGAGAGGACUUUUUGGUCAUUAAAGAGGGAAAGAUGCUUGCCUCUUAGGUAUAUAUUUGAGCCUGAGACCCAAGCAGCUCCAAGUGACUUUCGUAACCUGCACAUUCAGCUUGUGCGAUUAUGGUGUUUCGUCUGCGCAUGCGGCGAAGCCUUCUAAAAUUUGUCUUCAGCUUUCGCUCUCCGAUCAAAGCAGGAGGGAGAGCCCUCUAAACGAGGUUGCCAGGAAUCGACCUUUCCAGGCAAUUUGAUGAGUUAAAAAUUAAGACGCUUUGAUAUUUUUCCAUCGCCUUGAAAGUAAUUUUAUCCUUAUUCGAUCGCCAUAACAUUUUCCCUGCUAACUGAACUUGGAUUGAAGUUUGUUAAAAUGUAGUUUUAAGUAAAAUCGAUAUUGCCAUGACAACGAUGUUAAAGAAGAAUUUUGUGACAUUUACAGAUCAGUCAUUGAAAACUGAAAGCCUGAGUGAAUAUUGGUAUGCUCUCCGAAAAACUGUGUCGAAACAAAUUAAUUUACCGCGUCUAACUUGUUACUUUCAUGUAUAUAAAUCAGAUAUAUAGAUAAAGGCGCCUAAACAUAUACCUGCUCACACUUGCUAUGUCAUUAUUCAAGGUCAAUACACCACACGUAGGAGUGACACUCAGCUAAGACAGCAAUGCAACGCCAUCUUUUAAUUUCUUCUUUUCUACUCUGUGGACUUUCAAUUUGUUCGGGUAAGCACAUUAUACUAUAUUUCUAUUUUAUUUUACCGUAAUAUUUCCAAAAGACCUAAGAUCUAGGGUGCUUUAUUUAAUACUGAUAACUUUAACAAGAGAGAAGAAAGAUUACUCUCCCUUGACUUUAAAAAUCAAUAAAACAAUUUGAAUAUUUUUCAAUUGUUCCACUGACCGUUGUCGAGGAAUGAAGGUUAUCAACGAACCAAAACAGGACCAAUCAGGUGUUAACCGCGAAUGCCGCUAACCUGGCUCAGAGAAAUUAGAGACCCUUGUAACAGUUGUACUACGUUGCUCCCGCCUUUUGUAAUCUUUGCGCAGCGCUUCCUAUCACUAAUUGUACCGUUUUAGUUUUAGCAGGUCCUUCGCCCCAGUGGCUUUACCAACGAAUUCAUGCUCUUCCGGUUAAAGGUGGUCACUUGACCACUGAGCCUCAUGCCAAAAAGUCAGAGAUUCCGGAACACAAAAAGAGGAAAGACGGCGUGAAGAGACUGUUUAACUUCCUGGAUUCUGCUAUACAAGACAGCGGAAGUGGAAGCGGAGAAGGAUCGGCUCAAGAUUCGGUUGCUAUGACUACCAAGGAAAGUUCCGGUUUAGCUGAAAGGCCCGAAAAGCAAUUCACUACGGACGGUAGGCAUAAGCAGCAGGAAAUAAACAAACCACUCAACGCUGCGGAGAACUUAACCAAAGAACAACAGAAAGCGGUGGACAAGCCUAAAACAAGUUUUGCCAGUCAUACUCAACCGGUUUCAACAGGCUUUUCUGGAUCAGGGCUAGAGAAUAUACAGCUGGCUAACCGGUACGCGGCUCAAAGCCCGCAGGUAACCCCAAAAAGUUACUUUACUGCACAGAGAACAGCUGGGUAUGGAACUUUUAAAGCGCCACAAACUUCAACAUGUAAGUAGAUAGAAGAAGUGUUCACGGCCAAGAGUGUAAUUUUUUUCAGCAUGUCGCCCACUGUGACGGAAUCCAAGACCGUCUUGGAUGCUCUGGAUUCCAAGCUGUGGAUUCCAGAUUCCAGGCACUGGAUUCCGGAUUUUUUGUCAGUGGAACUUGGAUUCCGGAUUCCAAUCGUUAGUGGGAUUCCGGAUUCCUUUAGCUGUAUUCCGGAUUCCAAAGCUCAGGAUUCCGGACUUCACCAUCUAAAAUUCCCGUAUUCUGGAAUCCGGAUUCCCUGACAUGGGCACAACUAUGGUUAAGCAAAAAAAUAAAUGCCUCACCUCUUAUCUGCAAUUGAUCUUUUUUUUUUUUUUAAUUUGAAGUAAAAUCUGAACCUUAAGACAGACACUCUUUUAGAGAACACACCCUUAGCUACCCUUCACUGGAAAUCACACAAUAGUUGUGGGUUGUCUUUUUUACGUAUUCGAUUCACUACUUGAUGCACAUGCCAUAUUUACUAUGAGUAGGCUGAAGAAAGUAACACUGCGAUAAAAACAAACAAACAAACUAACUAACUAACUAACAUCCCGUGCAUAAGGAGUUGCACCUAUGUGCAUUCACCCUUCCUACUAAGUUUCGCCUCUGUAUUCCUAUCAGAUUCACCAAACAUCUCUCCGUACAUGCGCUCCAUACCAGCUCAGAAAAUAGCUUCCGUUUACCCAGUGGCUGGUCAGCGGCCUAACUCUUAUGGUCAUACAACUUUACGUACACGACCACUAGCUAUCCCCGUGCGAAGUCAAGUUACUGGUAAUGAAAUCCGACCCCAGCAUUCUUCCGCAACCGCCCAGCAAAUGCUUGGUAUGUUAAGCGCUACUUAUUUUCGACGAUAAUAACUUAGCCUUUUUUCACUUUUAAUCUAUAUCAUUAUUAAAAUAAUAUAGUGCAAUCUCGAUGUAACAAAUCUCUAUAUAACUAAGUCCUCGGUGUAACGAACGAUUUUCUUUACCCCAGUAAUAGUAAAAUAUAUGGAAAAGAACCUCAAUAUAACGAAACCUCGUUAUAGCGAACAAAUUUUGCCAGUCUCUUGGCACUUCGUUAUAUCGGGGCUCCACUGUAUCUUCGUUUCGAGAGUAACGUGUGGUAUUUUAGACUGCAUUUCCUUUUUGUCGUUCCAUCUUCCAAUAGACAUGAAACCCCUAUGUUAUUAGGUCAAUAGCCUGGGACUAGGCCCCGCAGUGGGGAGAAAAGGCAAAAGACUGGGUGAAACAGCAAAAAAAUCGGCGAGCGAUGCGAAACCGAGCGGUGAACUGGGGGAGGGGAAAAGGCAGUGCUUUCCCUCCCCAGACUACCGUUCGGUUCGCUUCAUUCGCCGAUUUUUUCAUCUUUUUUGCACUGAAUUGAGGACCCUGGUCCCAGUUACGAAGUAGGUCCGCAAUAGGUGUCAGCAGGUCUGCUACAAGUUCGCAAUUUGUUAUAUUACCUGAGACAAUGCUUUUGAGUCUGUGGAUAAAAUCGAUGUGAUCAUUCAAGUGAACGUUAGUGAGCAGUACGUCUGUGGUACUGUUCUUAAUGAUGUACAAAUUGGUUCUAGUCUUUAGAUGAAAAUUUAAGAAUAGGAUGAAAGCUAGGUCUGAGCAUUACUUUGCUUUAUACAGUUAAUUAACAGAUCAUCCCACAAGUUUAUAGCUCUAUCGCAGAGCCAAUUACCUACCACUUUUGUCCCUUUUUCGUAGGGGGCCCAAACAGAUCAAAUAUUCAGGCACCGUAUUAUAUCACAACGACCAUUAUGGGCCCUAAUGAAUAUGGCACCUAUAACGUUGAUGCCCACGGAAUUCCUGCUGCUGAGAGGAAAUCACCAGAUCCUCUUCAAUUGAAACCAUACGGUGAGGUAAAAAGACAACGCGACGAGUUUCACCAACAAGCUAGAGCUCUUAUCCCUGGCAGUGUGCCCAUUAGAACUUACAAUCGCUAUCCCUACCACCUACCCCAAAGGAAUCUUCCUGGAGAAGUCCGAGGUAUCAUUCAAAGCCGGUUGCCAUAUCAUCGUGCAAAUCCGUUAGUAUCGCGGGCACAAAUCCCCAUAAUGCAACGCGCGGUAGUGACUGCGCCAAACCCAGCACGAUUUCCUGGCCAAGUUUACUACAGAAACAACAUUCCUCAGCAACAAGCUAGCCUCGCUUUGACAGAGCAUAUGAUGCGAAGCAAUGGGUAUCCGCUGGUUACGCGGGCGCCUGUUGCAGUUGGUAGGGCGGUGAUCAACCGAAAGCCGCAGCCUGGUAAUAUUGCGACGUCACUAGCUGCGGCGGCUGCGAGACUCGUUGCUCCAGCUCGACCAGAAGCUUACGAAAACUCAGCCACUGCAGAGGCAGUUGGCUCUCUUUCUGCUCCAUACUUAGGGGUGCACGCUGUCAGGUCAAGUACACACCCAGGCCGAUUGUAA
Porites evermanni is the source of this 5226-nucleotide messenger RNA. NCBI's taxonomy places the organism in Eukaryota, Metazoa, Cnidaria, Anthozoa, Scleractinia, Poritidae. The record is from the annotation of a GenBank genome assembly.